AUGAAGAAUAACAAUUAUGAAAAAUUUUAAAACAAGCAGCAAAACCACAUUUAAUAUGUGAGAAAAAAUCAACAAGCAACUGAUUAAUUACCAAGUAAACAAAAUCAAUAGGUUUUUUAUGUAAGAAAAUAAUAAAAUGGAAAUGAAUAUUUUAAUCAGCUAGAAAAUAAUUAAAAUUAUAAUAUGAGCUUAUAAUAAAGCAACUAGUUGAGUUAUUCAAACAAAAAUGAGGAAGACAUUAUCAGAAAUUUAUAGGAACUAAAUAAUUUAAUCAAUAACAAAAAUGUUUAGAACUAAAAUUAAGAUUCUGAUUAAAAAAACUAAAAUUUCAACUAAUAAUGUUAAUAAAAUGAUUAGGUAAAUAGAAAUAGUUAAUAAUAAAGCAAAAAUUAGGAAGAUAUUAUCAAAAAUUUAUAGGAACUAGAUAAUUUAAUCAAUAACAAAAGUUUUUUGAACUAUGAUUAAGUUUCUUAAGGUUAAAAAAGCUUCAACUUCACCUAAUAAUAUCAAUAAAAUUAUUAGGUAAAUACAAAUAUCUAAUAUUAAAGUAAAAAUGACCAAGAUAUUAUCAGAAAUUUAUAGGAACUAGAUAAUUUAAUCAAUAACAAAGGUUUUUAGAAAUAAUAUUAAGUUUCUUAAGCUUAAAAAAGCUUCAACUUCAACUAAUAAUAAUAUCAAUAAAAUUACUAGGUAAAUAGAUAUGACUAAUAAAAAAUAGUAAAUGUUCCUAAAAAAUAAUAGUACUUUAAAGUAAAUAACCAAAUCUUAGAUAAAUAGGUUUAUAAUAAUAAUAAUUAAAUAAUAUAAUAAUCAGGUAGUAAUCACAAUUUUUAAAGUCAGCAAAACAAUCAAAAUAAAUAAAUAAACAAUUAAUUUAACCCAAUAAAAGUUCAAGAAGAUUAAAUUUUUUUAAAAAUGGAAGAGUAGAAUAAGAGAGAUAAAAUUAUUGUUUAAGAAAUGCAACAAAAAGAUCAGUAAAAAAAUAUGGAUAAAUAAAUGAAAAAUGGGUAAAAAAAUUGUAUUCAAAGCAAUAAUUAAUAAGAAAAUAACUAAAACUUAUAAAAUCAAAAUUAAAAAAAGAAGAAAAAUAAUAAUUAAAAUAACUUUAAAGAUGUAUAUUGGAUUUGUAAAGGCUGUAAAGUAAAAAUUCAAUGGGAUAUGUAAAAUUGUUAAGCUUGUGGAGCAUAGAAAUUUCCAGGAAUUAGCAGAAUGAAAAAAAAUGUUGGGUAGAAUGAUUUCUAGUAUUUAUUUUUCAUUGAUUUUGAGUGCAAUUUCUUUAAUAAAAAAUUUGAAAUAAUUGAAUUUCCAUUACAUGUUAUUGAUGUAAAUAGUAAAGAAAUUGUAGAUUCUUUUGUUUCCUAUGUUAAACCAAGCAAUAAUAUAACAAAAUUUAUAACUAGAUUAACAAAAAUUACUGAUACUUAAGUUAAAAAUGCCCCUAUUCUUUAAUAAGUACUAGUAAAUGUAUAAAACUUCUUAGAAAAAUAUCUAAAAGUAGGUAUAGAUAAAUGUGCUGUAAUUUAUGACUGUGAUAGUGAUUCAACAUUUCUGUUUAAUGAAACCUCUUUUAAGAAAAUAAAAGUUCCACCUAUUUUUGAGAAAUACAUUUGUCUUAAAUCUGUUUUCCCUGUUGAAAUAGCUAAUAAAGCUCCUUCAUCUUUAUCCCAAAUGCUUUAAAUUCUAGAUAUGAAAUUUGAAGGUUAAAAGCACUGUGGAGCUGAUGAUUCUAUGAACUAAGCAAAAGUUGGCUAGAAACUGUUACAACUAGGUUAUAAUUUCUCAAAAGACUAAUAAAUAAAAUUAGGAAAACCAAGCACAAUUAGCAGAAAAGAAAAAUUGAAAUUAAUAGACAUAUAUAUUAAAGAAUACGAGCUUGAUAAAUAGAAAAAUAAUGAAAACUAAAAUGAUUAAAAUAAAUGA
Molecule: messenger RNA, 1920 nt
Organism: Tetrahymena thermophila SB210
Lineage: Eukaryota; Ciliophora; Oligohymenophorea; Hymenostomatida; Tetrahymenidae
Product: exonuclease
Exons: 1
Biological process (GO): exonucleolytic trimming to generate mature 3'-end of 5.8S rRNA from tricistronic rRNA transcript (SSU-rRNA, 5.8S rRNA, LSU-rRNA)
Molecular function (GO): nucleic acid binding; 3'-5'-RNA exonuclease activity
Source: RefSeq, a predicted model, not a curated record